Molecule: messenger RNA, 7316 nt
Organism: Mya arenaria
Lineage: Eukaryota; Metazoa; Mollusca; Bivalvia; Myida; Myidae
Exons: 7
Coding region: 1073-4975 (1300 amino acids)
Source: RefSeq, a predicted model, not a curated record
GCCAAAAUCACUGGGGCGUGUAAAAGAUGCUAUACACAAAAGAAAUGUGAUAAAAAUUAGGAAGUUAGACUUCACAUGAUUAUAAUCAGAGUUAACACAAGUUUUCUUUGUGCGAAGAGAAUUGAAAUAAGGAGCAAGGCAAUUAUACACCACCAUCACCAUGCCACAUACAUCCAUGAACCUGUUGGGGAGGAUUUCGUUACAUUGAUGAGUGAGUUGGAUGUAUGAAUGAGCUGGAGUUCACAUAUGUUAGUACUUAGUGUACAAGAACUCAUGACACUCGUAUGGUAAGAGUGGAAACUACCUGAUUCAUGGCAGAAAUGUUUUAAUGGGUGAUAUAUGAAGAUACCGGGAGAUAAGUGGAAGUUCUUUGUUCAUUCAUUUACUUGUACUGAUACUGGAAAGUGUACAUGUUUCGGGCGGGAUUUUUAAUGUAUACAUGUGGAAAGUGUUCGAAAACUUGAAUUGACCAUUAUUCAUCUGGAAAUUGUACAUGAGUUGAUGGGGAUUUUUGAAGUAUACAUUUUAAUAGUUUUUGAAACUUUUCAUUGACCAAAUUUUGUCAUGAAACUCAUUAAUUCUGGAAUUGCGUCAGGAAUGUUUUAUUCCCGAUGCAUGACAAUUUCGUAGAUACAUGCAGUGAACAGUGGAAGCUUUUUGUUCAUUUUUACGUGAUAUCUAUAAAUUGUACUUGAAAGAGAGAGUUUAAACACUGCUAAUUACGUGGUAAGGGUAUAAGGUUUUGAAUUUGAUUACCAGCUUGUUGGAUAAUGUUUUCUGACAAUACAAGAUACUGAAGUGUUUGGUUCCUUAAUAGGAAAACGCGAGUGUUCAGUAAUGCUUUAGGUGAAGGGGAGUUGAAAAAAUAAUGUCAAAAUGUUUGUCUGGAGAUACAUGUAUAAGUGUCAAGUCUUCAUAAAUUAAACAUGGCCAAUUCUAUUUAUAGCCAUUUACAAGUGUUGCUUGGCUAUGAUGUACAUGUUGAUGCUAUGUACAUGUAGUCGUGAAUAUACAGUGAGUCUUUGACAAAUCGUUUCGGAGUUUGACAGAACAUUUUACAAAAUGAAUUACCAUGGCAACCAUAGAGGUAUCACAUAAAACAACGCCAACAACAAACAAAAACAACAGCGUAUUUCCAUCUCAUUCUCAAUAUUCCAAUCAGUUUGAACGAGGACCUUUACCGAACGUGACGUCCCAGAAAGAUUCAAACAUGUGCGCCGGACGAUUGUGGAUAUUCCUUCUCCUUGGCGUAAUUUUGGUUGUACUGGGGAUCGUUUCGCUAGGAAUAUACAUGAAUAUGGAAAGCGUGACGUCUUCGAAGGAGAAUAUGGAGCUGAUGCCACUGUAUAUACCCUCUGGAAGUGUGCUGUUGGCUGGUCUGUGUGUGAGUGGUCUGUUUUGGAAGCGAUACAGAGGACUGGUCCUAGCUACUGUCGGUAUCAACGUAGCCUCCGCAUUCCUCUGUCUGCUUGUUGGGGUAAUCACGUUGACCCACAUGUUACAACCUCUGCGAACGUUGACGAUGUGCCGCUUCUACAAGAGUCAACAACUCUGUCAGUGCUUCUCCGCGUAUAGUCGGGACGUCUUCUCGCUGAAGUUUGAUGAUGAAGAUCUCACGAAGUACGACUUUGAAGGUGCCGCCAACUGCGAAGACGUACAAACGUUCCUACCGCAACUUCUCUACACAGUUUCCAUCAUAUACUGUCUGGUGUUUGUUGUGGCGAUUGGAGCGGCUGUGUUAGCCCUUUUGAUUUUGCGGGCGGAGAGCGUUAAACGAGGCUUCCUCUCGGCCGAUUCUUAUGAAGAAGUGUAUACAGUGAGUGGCUCUUCUCAGGACCAAUCAGAUAGUGAAUCGGACGACAUUCCUGAUGUCGUGACCUCUGGGCAGUGUCAAACACCUGUUACUAUAAAUAGCCAAACAGUACUGCCUAAAAAUAGCACCAGUCAGACACCUUUGCCUAAAAAUAGCACCAGUAAUUCAUUGAACCAGAACAGCACAAGAGAAAGUACACCAAUCAGUCAUUCUUCUAUAAAUAAGGUUAAUACUGUAGGUCGAAGAGCUGUCACUCCUCAGUUGACCAAUCAGGAGCCAGUGUCAAGGACACAAGUUCAAAGGUCAAAGACACCAGGACUGAAUGACCUUGAACUUGGGAAGGAGAGUUUAGCAAAUAGAUAUAAAAUCAACAAAACGCCCGACCGAGAAAUUAAUGUCAGACAAAGAUUAUCGAAAACCCCGGAUAGAGAGAUAGGCUCUCACAGGAGAAAUAGCUUUACAGUGUCAAAGAGGUUAAGCAAAUCGUGUGACUCUCUGGAUUCAUCAGGAAAUGAAGCUAGGGAGAGAGCUAAAAGUUUCGGUACUGACGGGAAAAAGAAGGGAAAGUUAAAAGACCAUCGGAGAAAAGGAAAAAGGGCCGCAACUGUGCAUACCUUGGACACAGAUCAGUUAUUGUUGAUCUUGAAUCUGCAGAUGAGAUAUUUGCAGGAAUCUAAGGAGCAGAAGACAACUACUGACAUUUAUGGUGGUGGGAGUGGGGUUCAAGGGAAUCGAAGGGCCGUAACUCCGCAGCCAGUAUCUCAGAAACAAAUAAUACCUCAGAAAAUACGGUCGCAUACUCCUCAGCCUAGAAGGGCUAACGGUAGAUUUCGGGACCAACGUGCGUAUGAUUCUUAUGCUCAAAAUUUACCUCAUAAUAAUGGUGGUCUAAAUCAGGCAUACAGACAGCCAUUACGAAGUGAUGGGAAAAGUUAUGUGAGCGACAGUGCUGCAAGUUCUAGAAGGACUUCUCAGUCGAGCGAAAAAUCCAACGACUUGUUAGUGAGUAAUGGAAAUAAUGACUUUGUGUAUUAUCAGGGUAAUCGAGGCAAUAAAACAUUUGGUGCAGACAGUUAUUUACACUCUCAGCAAAUAAGACAAUCGAUUCAAACGGCUCCGAAUAUCAAAAACGGGUACAAUCCAUAUAUCCAUUCAGCGCAAAUUACACAAUCGGUCGAUAGUGUCAAUUACGUGACAUACUCUGACAGUAUGUUAAACAAUCCUUCAAACGCUCCGAUUUCCCGAUCGGGACCAGCUAUUAAUUUAAAAUCGGGACCAAUGUCACGACAAUCGGUUCAGAACUACUUUCUCCCGUCGCAACCGGUUCAAAGAGGAAAGCAUCAAAAUUUGCCACCAACUCCGAUUUCCCGCCAAAAAGUAACUGAUCGACAACUUCCUCCACAGCCUGUUCAUCGGGGUCAAUCAGCUUUUCACAUUGUCGAUAGGAAAUCGAAAUCGAGAUCUUCGUCAGUUUCAAGCGAUCUGAGUGGACAACUGAAUAUGGAGAUACCAAAAAGGUUGAGGUCCAAAAACAACAGUCCACAUGAUCCAAUCAGGGAUAACUUCAGCAUGCAGCCCCAGAUGAGAGACGGGGGAAGAGACAGCAGGAGAGAAGGGGAAAAUGAGAAUAGCAACUUUAUUCUCAGAGACCCUCAAGGGAGCUCUGGGCAGGAUGAGCCCCUGCCGCCUUACUCCGGACCACCAUCGUACAAGGAAUAUGUCUCAUCAUGUAACACAUCAGUUAAUUCUUCACUUUCUUCAAACCCUGAUGAUAUUUAUAGCUUCCCAAAACGCAGAGGUCAAAGGUUAAAUGGAAAUACAAGUGGUUACCAUGGUAAUGGUAAAAAUGAUAAGUUUGGCGGAAACACGAGUGGAAUGGAUGAUAAUAAUGUUAGCGGAAAAAUGUUUAAGUUUACUGGUGCUGCUACUACUGAUAUGAACCAUAUAAACAGAGGUCAUUCAAAUGGUAUGGAAAAUUACCAAGGUGAAGGUCAAAUUCAGGGAAGUGAAGAGAAUUCUGGGAAAAAAUAUAAAUGGACCAAUCAGAAUUCAGGAAAUAAUGUAGUUCAGGGUCAGAGGUCAUGUGCUGAAGGUCAGGAAUCUAUAAAUAGCAAAGUAAAGGUUAAACAGAUAAUUGUUCCGGAGGAUUAUUAUUCAAGUGUAAUUAAAGAGCAGAAAAAUGACUCCACUUACGCAAACAAUGAUAGGAAUAAGAUGCCUGAUCAGAGUAUAAAUGACCAAGGCAAAAUUCGGGAACCAGAUUAUGGGAAUACUAAUGCACCAAAACUUGCCGGUUACCAGUAUAACUUUGAUGAUAUUGAUGGCGGUCAGAUUGGACCGGACGAACAUUAUCAUGAGUAUGAGGAUGUUUAUGAUACUCCCGCGAAUGUUAAAAAAAGCGGAAAAGCAAAGGAUGGAAACAGGUACUCUGUUAAGAACCAUGGUUUACCAAACUCACAUAUGCCAAAGAGUGUGAAAUCCAAUGUCAUGAGUCCCAAAGUGGAGAGAAAAUUUGAUAUUAAUGACAAAAUGGUGGAAAAUGUGCAUAGUUCAGAAAUUAAACACGGUAGGUAUGGAAUUGACUCUGAGUUUGCGAAAGCUAGCAGUAAAGUUGGAGCUAGUGUUGAAAAUGUUCAUGCUGAUGUCGUAAAGAAAAUUCCGAGAAUUCGAUUGAAUGAUUUGAGUGUGGAAAAUGAGAAUGUUGAUGAUGAUGAUGUUUUUGUUGAGGAGAGUGCUAUGGGUAACGGUAAAGUUGGUGAUGUUGAGGCACAGAUGGGCGGGGUUGCUACAAGGCGUAUUCAGAAUUAUGAAGAAAUUGAUGAACUUGAUUCAGCCAAUCAAAAUCAAGCGUCUGGUCAUGUGACUUGUGAUUCAUCCAACCAGCAGACGGAUGAGGGCUACAUGAAAAUGACAUUGCCUUCAAAAGUUUUUAAACUUAAUGAUAAUACUGAAAAUUAUGGAAUUGCAGUGCAUUUGACUGGAAUUUCUGCCAAUCAGAGCUCAGGAUAUAGUUAUGGUGCUGAGCAGAUCUCAACCAAUCAGAAUGCCCUGUCAGGUCAUGUGGACAGUCUUUCAGCCAAUGAGAGCUCUCGACACAUGCCUGAUGGAGAAGAUAAUUCAAGUGAUUUGACCAAUCAAAGUUAUGAAGAGACUGGUGUUUAAAAGACUGAGAUAAUUGAAUAAGAAGUUUUUAUAACCUAAAAUUAGUAUAAUUUUAGUGUACUCUUACCUUAAACAUUAUCUGUAGCUCUGUAAAUGUACAUGUUUAUGUGUUGCUCUUACAAAUUUGUACAUUGAAUGGAAUCAAGGCUGUUUUAAUUAAGAGAUCUCUAAUGUUUUUCAUCUUGUGUAUACAUAAUGUUUUUAUUUGAGAUAAUCAUUGUCUUAUUUCAAAUUUGUGUUUGUAAUAAAAUGAAGGUUGUGUGUAAUAUAUAUAUAUAUAUAAUUCUUAGUGUCUGAAGUUAUAAUCUAUCUUGCAGUAACAAAUUCAAUUAUUUGUUACAAAAAUAGUAAUGAGCAUUAUUUUGAGAUUAUGACAACAUAUUGACUUGCCAUUUGAUUAUCAGUACUUGCCAUUAUAUGUAAUAAUGUGUUCAACAUGCAAUUGAUAUUAUAAGAGGAAUGAUAUAUGAUAUUAUAAGAAGGGUGAUAUAAUUAAGGAUUGAUUCGGAUAUCAGGAUAAGGAGCUUUCAAAUUCAGAUUGUCAUAUAUUAAAUUUUGUUAAGAUUUUUGCAGGACAUAAGCAUUGAGUUUUUUUUUAAAUAGCUUGGAAUAGAUAUACAUGUAAUUGGCUCUGGGCCAGUAUUCAAUAUUGAUCUUAUCCUGAUCCUAAGACAUGCUUCAGUGAUUCCAUUCAGCCUAUUGGUCAGCUAAAUAUACCGACCAAUCAGAAUUCUUAGUUUCUAAUCUUAACUUAAAGUUCAAUCUAAGUUGCUUAUUGAAUCCGACCUUUGAACACAAUUUCAACAGGGGUUUAAUAAUCUUCUAAUCAGGCUUAAAGCUUAAACUCCUCAUUUGAAUAAUCAGACUGUUGUUAUCUCUGUGUCAAUAUUUUAUGAUGUGUUGAUGUAUUACGCUAAACAAGCUGCGGCAUAGCUGAGAAUCAGUUGUUUCAAUACUUGUGUCAAGUACGGAAGAUCUGAUUGAGAGUCACUCUAGUGUAAUAACCUGAGUGUAGGGUGUUUUGCAGAAACAAGAUUUACAGAGUUUCCGAGGGCCAUUUUCGAUACGCAAGGGCCAUUUGAUUUAGAAUUUGUGGAGCCCUGAAAUAAAAAACAGUUCUCUGAAGUUCUUGUCACCAGAUCGUAACUUUAAAAUAAGUGCUGACUUUACUGUUUUUAUAGUCGGUCGAUAUAUAUAUAUACAAACUUUCAUGUUAAAAACACCUACUAUUCCAUCAAUAUCAUAUGAUUUCAUAAUAAAUUUUAGGAAAUCGAUUUGAGUUAAAAAUGACUGAAGAUUUUUUUUAGCUUUAUGAAUUAUGGCCUGUAGAUAUUUACUGUUGAUAUUCCCUCUUUUAGGUACAAAAUUGCUCCAAGAAUUUGUCAUUUAAAAUUACCCUCAGUUGAAUGUUGAUGUGGUAAAAAAGGAAUAUGUACAUAAUUAUUUGUUGUGGUAAGAUAUUUCAAUCUUUUGCAAUUUUUAAGUACAAUUGUUUCUUUGCUUAAAGCUGUACUCUCAGAAUGGACCAUUUUGACAACUUAAUUAUUUUUAUUGUCUUGGAAUGAGCCAAUUUUUGCAUAAAUGUAAGAAUCAGAUUGCAGUUUUUCACAUUUAUGUUCAAAAUUGAUGUUUUAUGCCGAAAAAAAAAACAUUUUUCUUGAAGCAUUCUAAUAGUUACGCUUUUAGCCACGUAAAUAUUAAAGACUGUGAUCUGAUAUUUUGUCACCAGUCCUUUAUCAAUGGUUUCCAGAUAUUUAUGCAAAAAUUGGUUCAUUCAAAGACAAAAAUAAAGGUGUCAAAACGGAUAAGGCAUCCAGGGUUCGAUUUUUGGCCGUGGCACAUGUGAGUUUAGUGAAGGACAAGUGAUGUAAUACAUGUCUCACAAUGUUUGUAAAAUAAAAAAAAGUUCAAACUAAUCAAUUUGGAAUUAAUUUUAGAUGAAAGACAUUUUUAAAAAAAAAAUGUUUAUAAAUAUACUUUGGGGGGUUUUAUUGGAAUUUCAGAAAACCUGGAAAAAAAUGUAGUUUAUAAUUGUUUUGAAGAAAUUAUUGUACAUGUAUCUUAAUAUGAAGCCAUUAUAUUUUACCCACAAUAAAUAUAUGCAUUGUUGAUUUGUAAUCAUGUUAAUUCUGUAUUUUACUCAUAAAUAUAUUGUGUAUUUUACAUGUUUUUCUACAAAAUAUUAUUAAAAGAGUUUUAAAUUUUAACGAAUUUCACUUAAAAUGAACAUUAUGUAUAUAUACAUGUAAUUCAUUUACAAUUAUGGUUGAUCCUUUUUGAAUUUUGUAUAUUUUUAUUCAAGUAAAAUUUACAAAAUAAAUUUAUGUGUAUUUUAUAUUUG